AUGACGAGCGUGCCGUCGACCCAAGAGAAGCCUUCAUCAAAGACAAGGAAGCCCUGCGUUCACGGGAGCGCACGAUCGAAGUGCAAAGUGGCGGGAUGCUACACGGGGAAGCUGUGCGAGCACAGGCGCAACCGAUCGCUGUGCAAAGAGUGCGGGGGGUCCUCAAUAUGCUCGCACGGCCGCAUCCGAGCUAUAUGCAGGGAGUGCGGGGGGGCCUCAAUAUGCCCACACGGCCGUAUCCGAUCAUACUGCAAGGAGUGCGGGGGGGCCUCAAUAUGCCCACACGGCCGUAUCCGAUCAUACUGCAAGGAGUGCAAGGGGGGCUCUAUAUGCCCGCACAACCGGUCGGUGGCGGGAUGCUACACGGGGACAAAGUGUGAGCACAAGCGCAGGCGAUCCAUAUGCAAGGAGUGCGGGGGGGGCAGCAUCUGCGAGCACGGCCGGAGGCGAUCACAAUGCAAGGAGUGUGGGGGAGGCAGCAGAUGCCCCCACGGCCGUCUGCGAUCGGUGUGCAAGGAGUGCGGGGGGUCCUGCAUAUGCGUGCAUGCCCGCGCACGAUCCAAUUGCAAGGAGUGCGGCGGGGGCAGCAUCUGCGAGCACGGCCGUAUCCGAGUCACAUGCAGGGAGUGUGGGGGGUCGCAGGUCUGCCAACACGGCCGCCAGCGGUCUGGAUGCAGGGAGUGCGGGGGGCGGCACGUAUGCGAGCACGGGCGGAGGCGAUCGUACUGCAAGGAGUGCGGGGGGGUUUCUAUAUGCCCGCACAAGCGUAUCCGAGCUACAUGCAAGGAGUGUGGAGGGUCACAGGUCUGCCGACACGGCCGGAGGCGGUCGGUGUGCAGGGAAUGUGGUGGGGGCAGCAUCUGCGAGCACGGGCGGGAGCGGGCGGUGUGCAAGGAGUGCGGGGGGUCCCAAAUAUGCGAGCACGGGCGGAGGCGGUCGAAGUGCAGGGAGUGCGGAGGGGAAGUCAUGCAGGCGCAAGGCCCUGUGUCGUCUUCCGAGGACUUCCCUCCUGACAUUGAGGAGUUCUCCUCCUCACACGAGGCGAUGGCGAGCGUGCCGUCGACCCAUGAGGAGCCUCCAUCAAAGAGAAGGAAGAUCUGCGUUCACGGGGGGCAGGGAGGAUGUGCGGGCACAAGCGGCAGAGAUCGGAAGGCAGGGUGUGCGGAGGGGGCGGGGUGA
Guillardia theta CCMP2712 is the source of this 1179-nucleotide messenger RNA. RefSeq lists its product as hypothetical. The record is from RefSeq and is a predicted model, not a curated record. Bases 1 to 1179 code for a protein of 392 amino acids. The transcript has 3 exons. NCBI's taxonomy places the organism in Eukaryota, Cryptophyceae, Pyrenomonadales, Geminigeraceae.